CAUGGGAGUUAUUGUGUAAAUUUCCAUGAUAGGGAACAUAUCGAAAAUUAUAAACAUCCAUUUCCAAAUCCAUGUCGAUUUACACCAUAUCAUUGCUCUUUGCAUGAGCAAUUCAUAUUGGAAAAAAAUUCAAGAUCACUUUCAGAUGAAAUAAAUCAACAUUGUUUGAAUUUCGCUCACGUAUGUGUAUUUGGACGAAAUUGCACCGAUAACGAUCCUCUACAUUGGGAAAAAUAUAUUCACGUGCCUCGUUCUUUGUGUUCGUAUGGUGAUCGAUGUAAAAAACUACUUGAAGAAGAUCAUUUGAAUUCAUUUACACAUCCGAAUAUUCGUGAUAUUCGGCUCCUAUGUAAAUAUGCUGAUGAAUGUUGCGAUCGACAUAAGGCGAAACAUUUGACUAAAUUUCGGCAUAUAAUUACAUUAGAAGAUAGUGGUAUCGUGCGAUAUUAUAAUUUAAACCAAAAUAUUGAUUUUGUUCAAAAUCAAAAGGAUACCGUAGAACGUGUUAGACGUUAUGUACAGAAAGAAAAAUGGGAACCAUUACUAUCAGAAUCGAUUCCACAAGAAAUCAUUAAUUGGAUACGUGCCGUUCGACCUGUUCAUCGAUGUCGACCAGAAUUAUUCGAAUCAAUUCUUCUCCAUGGACAUGUGAUGAGUCGAGAUUAUAUGGAUCAACUGAAGGACCCAGUGUUUGUUGCUACAUCUGUUUUUCAACACAGGGAACUGCAUCAAAUAAAAUAUUUAAAAGAGAAACAAUGUUCAAAAGAUGCAAAAGAAUAUAUACAAGCAUUAGUUAUUGAAGAAUUCGAGAAAGCACAUCCAAAAGAUCGUACCAUCGCCGACACCACGAAACUGGAUAAAAAAUCUUACGAGGCAUACAAUUCGAAAUCUCGGAACGAGUUGAUUAAAAAUAAAGAAGUUCUUCUAUCGGAUAUACUUUCAAAAAGUGAAAUGCAAAUAGUUAAAACAAAAGCGAUUGAAAUAGCUCAAGCUUCUAUUAAACUUCAUGCGAAUCCCGCUGGUAUCGGCCAUCCUCCUGACAAAGAACUAGGAACAAAUCGAAAUGUAUUUACCAUUCUUGGACCUCAUUUAGGACACUACUAUGGAGAUGUAUUCAUUGUGUUUAAGCGGGAAAUUCUUCAUCAUCCAGAUGCAAACUUUUCUAUUCAAGCAGCAACAUCAUAUGCAAGUGGAAAUUGCUUUAAAUUGCGCCCAUGGUUAGGCAGUCCAUUGGCUUCCAAAGAAGAACGAAUCAAGUUCUUUCACAAAUCAAAGUUACAUGCAGCAAUACCAGGCUAUGAGUAUGCAACUGCUCUUGAACUUAUUGCUUUGACUAGUUUCGAAUCAAAGAAAAAAUCAAUGAAUAUUGACUUAGCAACAAUUCUGAAAUGUUGGCUAGCUCGAGAUGCACAUCAGAGCAUUGAAGCGCAUCUACCUCAACUUAUACCACUUGAUUAUAUCGAUCGCAUUUAUAUGUCACAGAAUAUCUUCGAUUUAUUAAAUUCUAGAACACGUGAAUUUAUCAAUACUACUUUCAAACAUCGUAUUAUUAAAACGUCGCAUGUAAUUGAACUCGAUCAUGAUGGAGGAACAUUCGGCCCUAAACCGAAUUCAAAAAUUCGACAAGAAUAUCAAGAUUUUGUUUUAAAACAUAUAAUGGAUAAAUAUGAUCAACUUGAUAUUAAUUCAAUUUCAAGACCUAUUCAAGGAACUAUCAUAACAAUACCAGCAACUGACUUUAAUGAUCCUUUCGUUUUACCUUUAACUAUUUCACAAGCAUACCGACAGUAUAAAAUUGAUCAUCCACAAAUAUCAAAUGAUGAUACAGUUUAUAUCUAUUGGCAAACAAUGAAUGGCGAUAUGAUGUUAACAUUAGCGAAUGAGGAAAUUAACAUAGGAGAGCAACAACCGAAUCUACGUUGUUUAACAUGCUAUAUAGCUGAAAAGCCUGCUACGAAAGAUGUUCAUUAUCAUGAAAAUGUUUCGUAUUUACAUAGUGGAAGACCAUUUCAACAUGAAAUUGUUAUCGAAGAACAAAGAUAUGCGACUGCAUCUAGAUCCUUCUUCAUUGGUUGUAAUACAGAUGAUUUUAUGACAUUUUGCCUAGAAAUUCAACGAUCAACAGGGCGGGUCAUCCUAUCACAUUCAGGUCCAAAUUCAAUUUAUAAUCAUGAACAAAUCUGCGCGACGUUUUCAAAAUUUGAUUUUGAUCUAAAUCAAUUAAAUUUCGUUCAUGUUAGCUCUGGAGCUCAUACAGUACCUAUUCGAAAUUUGAUCGUUACUUUCGAGAAACAUUCAGAUCUACAUCCAACUUCUGAUUCAACUUUUGAUAGACUUUCAACUUCGUCUGCAGCGCCCGUGUUGACUACUACGAAAGAUACCACGGAUGAGUCUGUAGUAGUAGUCAACAUUCAUGAUACUCUGGAUACCAAAUCACCUAGUUUUUUUAGCCAAGUGGCAGAUACAGUCGGUGCAGUGAAAGAUAAAUUUAUAGGUUUGUUUCCUGGUGGUGCUCCAACAGUGUUAACACCAUGUUCUGAUGGCGUAAAUUGCCUUAUGCAAUAUUCUGACCGUGCAGCAAUGCAUAAUUCAACAUAUUCACAUCCGUGUCGCUUUUCUGAGCUUUGUCGAGAUCAUGAGCCUCAUUUAACACAUGAACCUCAUAAAGUGCCUCGAUGUGAUUCAGAUAGAAACUGUAAAGAUCUAUGCAAUCCAAUUCAUCGAGCUGAAUAUCGUCACACGGGUCUGCCAGACUUUCUUAUUCCUUGUCGUAAUCAAGAAAAAUGUCACCAUCUAACAGAUCAGCAUCGUAUUAGAUAUUCACAUGGCGAACAUAUUGUGAAACCGAUAAAUAAAACACAUGGAAAAGGUUCAUCAUCAUCAUCGUAA
Molecule: messenger RNA, 2889 nt
Organism: Rotaria socialis
Lineage: Eukaryota; Metazoa; Rotifera; Eurotatoria; Philodinida; Philodinidae
Source: the annotation of a GenBank genome assembly